This is a messenger RNA of Xyrichtys novacula (pearly razorfish), 18235 nucleotides long. The record is from the annotation of a GenBank genome assembly. NCBI's taxonomy places the organism in Eukaryota, Metazoa, Chordata, Actinopteri, Labriformes, Labridae.
GUCGGAUCUGGCAACCCGCUGUAGGAUUAGAAAACAUUCCAUCUGUCAGGGAAGUGGGUCGGGACUUUAAAAAACUGGAAAACAUGAAGUAAAAAAAUGAAGAAAACACUCGAAUUUUGGGACUAGUCUGGAUUGCAGACGAAGACUGAACUUGUGGACACAAUGUUUGCGUUUGUUUGAAGAGGUUUUUUAGUGUUAUUGUCAAUGUAAGUAGAAAAUUAACGUUUACGGUCACAGACGUCAAACACUCCGAGUUCUCUGCUUCAUCAACUUUCAACCGAGAGUCAUGCUUUUUAUCGGUUUUAAGUUGAAACAGUUAAUUUUGAGGUAUUUCAAUCAUAUAAGGCGAGGAUUUGUAACAUAUGUUAACGCUGUCAGCAGGCCGGGGUGAAGGAUGGCAGGUAUUCUGAAGUUCCUGAACCUCGGAGUGAAGCUGGACCUCCUGAGAGAAGCUGGUCGUCAGUAUCCAGUCUUCUGUUUCCUGCUGCUGACUAUGCUGUCCCUCACUGUGCUGCUCAACAGGUAAGAAUAACAAAAACUGGUGAUAUCAGAGCGAUAGGCGAGCUGAAGGAUUGUCAGAUUACCUCCAAACAUGUCCCCUGAGGGUCAUGUGACCUGUAAACUCCAAGCUGUAAACUGGAAUAUGAACGUGCUUUUAUCACUGCGGUUCUUCAGUUCGAUCGGGACUUUGGCGCGAGGGCGGGAAUCACGAUUAAACUCACGAUUCCAUAAUAUUACACAGAGUGUGCGCUUUAAUAAGUUAACUUAAAGGUCCUUAUCAUUCUUCUCACUGCUCUUUAAGAUAAUUCUGUUGGUUUGCAGGGAUGCACAACAUCUUGAAAUAUAUUCAGAUACACUAGUUAGAGACAAAACUAUGAUUGCCUGGAUGUAGUGAUCUGAAAUAUGAAAAAUGUCUCAUCUUACCCUACUCUCCCCUACUGCAGUGAUAUGCAGUGGAGAAAAGAGGAGCUCCAUAUCUUACCCUAUAAUGAAUCUGAACCAUGUUUUCAUGAAUAAUCUGAAGUUUUCCCCUCCUUGCAGGUAUAUCCACAUCCUGAUGGUUUUCUGGUCGUUCCUGGCUGGUGUCAUCACUUUCUACUGCUCCCUCGGACCUGAGACCCUCCUUCCCAAUAUCUUCUUUAGCGUAAAGCCCAGAAACAAAGUAAGUGUUUAUUGUUUAAUCCUGAAAACAACCAGCCGCUUUCAGACACAUGCUCUGAAAAAUUCUUGAAAAUGUCAGUUGCUCCGUCCCGGGUAUAUACCAGACUGUGGUGUGAUAUAAAGUGAUUCUGUGUUACUGGAUAGAGGAUAUUUGUGGACUAUGUAAAAGUUUCUAUCAGUGAACAGAAACAGCAAAAACGGCAAACAAAUCCCUGGUGAAGACCUGAAAACUUUGCUGCGGUGAGCUUUACCCUGAAAUGACACUGGAAAAAUUCUGUGUGAAGCCGGGGUGAAAACUAAACUGUUUCUCUUCAAAUAUACAACUCAUCAUCAGGGUAAAUUCUGGACAUUUUCAGGAACUCUGUGCAUGUUUUGUGCAUGCAGAUUUGAGUGUUUAUGACAGGUCGGUGACUCAGGUGAUUGUUUUAUUGCUCUGACAGCGGCAGGAGCAGGAGCUGUUUCCUCUGGGACACAGCUGUGCUGUUUGUGGAAAAGUCAAGUGCAAACGUCAUCGGUGAGUCCGCGGCAUCUUCUCCUGUAAAAUCACUCACUGCGCAGAAAUCAAGUAUGUUACAGAUGUAUUUUAAUCCAUUAUAAAUCCCGAAAUAAAACCACUGUUCAGUCGUGACUGUGAUGACGGCUUUUGUUUGAUAAAAAAACAGAUUUUAAUCCAUAGCUGGUCUGCUUUGAGAUCUGUAUCUGUACUAACAGCAUUACAGUCAGAUGAAAAUAUGAAUUUUGCUCCUGCAAUUUUGAUUCGUUACACAAGCACAGAAACCUUUGACUAAGGAAAGUUCAGAUGUCUUUAUUUGUCCAGUAAAGUGAUUUAAGAUACUCUUAGGAAGCAGACACUAAUGAUAUAUACAUGUAUUUCUUAUUUCUCACAGGCCGACGCUGCUCCUGGAAAACUAUCAGCCAUGGUUGGACCUGAAGGUUCAUUCAAAAGUGGACGCUUCAAUAGCAGAGGUACCGGAGAGGAUAAGCAUCAAUCCUCGAUCCUGUCCUCAUAUUUAUGUGAUUUAUAUGAGUUUUAUUCUGAAAAGAUGAACUCUUCAUUUUAGAUAGCAGCAGAGUUUUUCAGAGUCUGAUGUCUGAUUUUUGCUCCUCUUGUCCUUCAGGUGUUUGAGUUGGUGCUUGAGAACUUUGUGUACCCCUGGUACAGGUAAGCAGAAAGAGUUUGGGAGAAGAAAGGAACAUUUGUGGAGAAGUUUGAGGUUUUAAAAUUACUUCUCUCGUUUUCAGGGACAUCACAGAUGACGAGGCGUGUGUAGACGAACUGAGGAUGACCUUUCGCUUCUUUGCAUCAGUGCUCAUCCGCCGUGCCCAGAAGGUGACACUCAUAAACUUUUUACAUGGGAAGACACUAAUUAUCGGCAUGUUUGAUAUCUUAAUCAUUUGUUUUUAAUGGGUGUAAAAUCAGAAAAGACAUCAGCAUGUUUACACCAACACUUCAGACCCUAAUUGAUCACUUUGAAACAGAAGGAGUGUGACGUCAGUUGCAAAAUUUCACCAAAUAAUGACUGGUAGUUGGUGGUCUGUUGAGUUUUCCUUAAAAACAAACAAUUUUGUUUUGUUCUUGCAGCUUUUCUGGUUUUUCCUGCUUUUUGGUUUAUUUACACUAAGAGUCAAGGAGUCAAACAUGUAUGUUUUUGUGGACUCAAGAGUACACACUGCACCUUCUGUGUUUCAGCUGCUCGGAAGUUAUUUAUUGUGGAACAGAAAAGCUUCAACUAAUAAAAGUAAAACAGACUGUAGCAUCUAUAAUCUUGUAUGAAGGUUUAGGCCUCUUUGUGUUCAUAGUUUUGAACUACAUACUGAAUUUGCUGGUUUUUUUUCAGGUUGAUGUUCCUGCUGUGUUUGCAGACAAAGUGAUGAAAGCUGCGAUGAAGCACAUAGAAGUAAUUUCCAAAGCCCGACAGAAAGGUAUCCCCCACCUUUAAUCUACAGAAGUUAUUGUCUUAGAUGGUGCACACACUGUGACUUUGUUGAAAAACUAGUUCCUAGUGUGGUCUGAUGUUAGGAUUGAUGUGUGCAUAUUUUAGGAGUUAUGAAUCAGGACUUGAAGCCUACGUGUUGAUGGAUACACAUUAAGUAUUGUCUGCUAAUGUUGGUCAUCGUCCACAGUGCACAAUGUGGAGGGUCUGCAGCAGGCAGGGUUGGAUGAAUACGGCUCAGACCUUCACAUCGCUCUGAAGAGCCGAAAAGACGAGCUGCUUUACCUGAGGAAGCUGACUGAGAUGCUUUUUCCUUUCCUCAUGCCUCCAAAAGCUACAGACUGCAGGUGGGAGGAAACAAACCAAGGCACAGGGACCAGCUUCAGAGUUUGGACUGGAUUUAGUCUGGUUAGACGGAGUUUGAUGUAUUACAGGCUGUAAGUGGUGGUCAUGUGUGGUCUGUGUUCAGGUCUCUGGCUCUGCUGAUGCGGGAGGUGAUGGCUGGAUCUGUCAUGUUACCGACUAUGGAUUUCAUGGCCGACCCUGUGAGUGAAACUGGAUCAUUGUUAGUCUGGUGUUACAGUAUUAUUGGAGCUUCAUUUCUCUGUCUUAUCCUCCUCACAUGAUCAGGCUCCAAGAACAGCUACUUUUAAAGACUUUGUAUGACUGUUACAGAAGCAGGAGUGUGAUAUGAAUGAAUGAAUAACUACAGAGACCCAAACUACGCUGAGAUAUUUCACAUAUUAAAGUGUUGAUUUGGCUGUUACACAAAGAUAACCUGUCUGCACAACGUUACUGAGUAUUGCACAACCAAGUUUCCGUUUCAGAGUUUUGCAAACAGGCAUUAAAGCUAAGCAACAUUUAAACAAUGUCAUUCAGGGAUUGAAGAUAAAACUCUGUGUCUCUUUGUUUUUCAGGAUACUGUGAACUUCAUGGUGCUCAUAUUUGUAGAUGACACACCAGUAAGUCAAAAAGGCAUUUCAGAAAGAUCGUGUCAUUUAAAUCUGCAAAAUUGAAUGUAAUUUUCAUCCAUCUUGAGAAAAAACAUCUGUAUCUGUACCUAAAUAUCCAUCAUUAUAUAUAUGGAAUUUAGUCUAAUAAGCAGAAACUUGAUUGCAGUCUGUGUUCCUCUGUAUCUCCAGCCUGAAGCAGCCUUAGAGCCUCCGUCUGCUCUGGUCCCAUUUCUGCAGAAGUAUGCCGACGUCAGCAACAAGAAGCCGUCUGUGAGUAUCUCACUGAGAGAAGGAAAUAUAAAUGCAGUUACAUGUGCAUAUAUGCAGUUUCUGACUAUUUUUACCCUGAGCCUCUUCUCAGGGAACAGUCGAACAUCAGGUCAUCUGUCUCUGUAUUUCAUUUGAAACACAAAUGCAUCUUCAAGAAAUAAGAAUAUCAUUAAAAAAUCAGGUUUUGGAUCAGUUGAAAAUUCACGAUAUUCCAGACCAGAGCUGUCGCAAUACAACAUUCUCACCUGGGGAGCGACAUGUUCUUUUUUUUUUUUUUAUAUUAAAUAACUGCAGUCGACUUACUUACGUCUUAAAGUUUCUAACAAUGUACAGAAAUUUAUCUCAGUCACAGAAACGUCUCCAGUGAAAAGAUGACCUUGUAAAAUGAUGUUUCUAAUGCUUUUAUUUUGAAGUUUGAGCUCUCUGCAUCUAGGUUCCUCUUUUUCCUGUAUUUUGUGACCAUGUUUUUACUUUGACAGAUGGUGAAACUAAGUAAAAACAGUGAGAAAAAAACAGUGUAUCAGCACCUCCGUAGUUUCACUCUGAAUCUGGAGUUUUUCAGUUUGAAGUGUCUGAGUGUCCCUCAGAGGUCUGCUACAGCUAGGUUCCCUGCAGCCUCUCUUCUUCCGUGUUUCAUGAAGGAUUCCUACCACCCUCUACUGUGAGAAUAUUAGUCACACCUCUUUUUUUUUUACCAUGUGUUAGAAUCGUGUUCACACUACCGUUGUGUUGUAACAGCCUUGCUUUAGAUUAAAUUGUGCAUGACCUGAAAUGUUUUGAGAUGCUCUGACAAACAGGAUACAUGUUCACUCUUGAGGCAGAUUGGUGCUCAGUGAGGGCUGCACAGGAUAGUGCUGAUUCCUCACAGCAAGAAGGUUCCUGGUUCAAUCCCUGGGUUAGCAGAGGCCUUUCUGUACAGAGUUUGCAUGUUCUGCAUGCAUGUGUGCUCCAGGUAUUGACAGUUCUGAUACAUCCUUUUCAACCACUAGACCCCUGGUUACCCCCACACCCUAAAUGGGCAGUGAGAGCCAAGACAUCCAGUGUGAUCAGGUGAUCGCCUCUCUCUAACGAGUGUCUCAUGGUUUUAAAUCAAACUCUGUCUCUCUCUCUCUCUCUCUCUCUCUCUCUCUUUGUGCUCCUACAGGUGCUGAAAUUGGAGCUGAAGGAGAUCCGGGACGAUCAGGAUCUCCUUUUUCGUUUCAUGAACUUCCUGAAGCAGGAGGGAGCCGUGCAUGUGCUGCAGUUCUGCCUCACUGCGGGUAAGAGCAGCUGUUAGAGUAGGACUGGGCGUUAUUGCCUCAGAUCAAUAUCACAAUAUAUUGAACAGUUCACCUCAAUAACGAUAAACAGAUGAUAACUACUCCACAUGCCGCCCACCCCCUCCCACAUUAACUUCGUCUACUUCAACCGCCGCUCCAACUUUGGAACCGUCCUCCAUCUCCUCACCUGUCUUUCCCUCUUUGUUACGUACUGGAUGGGGUGGAGUCAUGUCUCUGACGUAGGACAGCAUCUUAAAGGGACAUGAGACCAUAGCCUACCUACACACAUCCAAAACCAACUUUUAUUGAUUAUAUUGACAUGGGCAAAAUAACUCCUGUUACUGACCUAAAUUUCAGUAUCAGUAAAUUUUCGGUUUAUCGCCCAGCCCUAUGCUAGAGUCCACUUUCCUGUCUGCUGAAUACUCAUAAACAGAGGCGUGUCAAUUAAGCCAUGAUGAGAAUGAUGAUGUGAUGAACAGUGGUACAGCGUCAUCACUAUCAUUUAUAAUACCAUAGUAGAGAGCAGGGAGGUGAAACCAGCAGAGAUAACCGCCCAGGUUUGAGUGUCUGUUUUAUAGCUCUGUGUCGUCUCCCCUCACUCUUGUCAUGUGACACCUGAGGCUGAACUCUGCUGCUUUGUCUUGUGACUCUGAUGCUGCAGCUGUAGGAGCAAAACAGUGGAGAUGGUGGACAGGUCCUGCUAUUAUUGUCUAGAACCCCCAGGAUUAACAUGCACAGGAAAGAUAUGAAAGCCAGAUACAUGGCAGAGUUAAUGCAGAGAUGUGGGAGAAACUCUCUUGAUGUCCUUUCAGUACCACAGUCCAAAAGUGUCCUGUUUGUCCCUCCAGAGGAAUUUAACGAUAAGAUCCUGAGCCCAGAGCUGAACGACACCGAGCUGCAGCGUCUGCACGGCGAGGUGCUGCACAUCUACGAGACGUACUGUCUGGACGAAAGCAUCGACAAGAUCAGCUUCGAUAAGUUCAUCGUGGAGGAGAUCAAGAACAGUAAGCGGCUUUAGGUCACUGCAGUCUGCGGGGCACGGUUUUACUGUCAAGACAAUGAAAAAAAAAAAAUCAAAAAUUCACAAUAAAUCACCGAUCAGCUGAUCAGCAUCCCCUUCCAUCUAGUUUGUCUAACAUUAAAGCGGAUAAUUCAAACUCUCUCUCUCAGUUGCUCGAGGUCCGUACGGCGGCGUGGUGAAGCUGCAGACGAUGCGCUGCCUGUUCGAGGCGUACGAGCACGUCCUGUCUCUGCUGGAGCGAGUUUUCACCCCCAUGUUCUGUCACAGCGAUGAAGUAAGACCCCGACUCAUCUCAAACACACACAUCCGUAGGUCACUUAUCAGUAUUUCAGAUGUAAUGAAAACACAAAUAAGCUUUGAGAAGUAGAAAUGAAGGCUCCACAUCAGUGGUGCUGGACCGUUGGAUCACUCAAAUCAGGAUGAAGGUCCAGGAAGAGUAAAAUAAAAACAGGCUAAAAGAUUCAAAAGUUGUCAAAUGAACAAAAAAGUAUCCUGUAAAAGUACUUUCAAUCCUAUUAAAGGUGUAAUCUGUGAAAUUUCUGUCUUCUCUCUGUGUUCAGUAUUUCAGACACCUGCUGAGAGGAGCCGAGUCUCCAGCGAGAAACUCAAGAAUCAGCAGGUCUGUCACAUCUGAAUCCUUUUAGUUUCCUUUCAAUCAUUACGUAUCAAACACCUCAAACUUCAAAACCAGAUCCUCACUGAUUUUUUUGUCCAGAUCCCAGAAUAAGAUCUGAGGAUGUUUUUACGAGUUAUCAGUCAUUGUUAGUUGUUUGUUCAUCUUAUUUCAGAAAUAGCUUCAUUUUAGAGGAGAGCAGGUAAGUCAACGCUCAGCAUGUCACCUCAACUCUCAGAGUCUGCUGCCUGAAACACUGAGGAUGUAAAGCAGCAGAGCGGAGACUAAAGCAUGCAGUAAUAGUUCAGCUCAGCGCAGGCUGCUCUGUGGAUCCACGUGAAACUAAUGUUAACAUCAGGAGGCUUCAGAGUCUGUUCACAUCAUGCUGCCGCUUGCAAAUUAACUGUGACCUUACAUUGUGCAAUAUUAAGUGCAAAAGAGGCCGGAUUUUAACACUGCAGCAACACUUUAAAGACCCACUCUGAUGAAAAUCAUGUGUUUCUUGUUUUUUUAAGAUGUUCAUGUGGCAUUUUUCUGACGCUACAGGACAUAUCAUGAGAAAACUAAAUGUGAAAUUGCUUUUCUGAGUAUUACUUCAUUUAAAUCUCUGUGAAUCUCUGGCAGACCCAAACGGCAGGUUCAGAAACAAUGAGAAUUCAUAUGUAACCAAUCCAAGCUCCGCCCCCAGAGCCCUGCUAUGUAAGCACUCUGCAUACAGAGGAGAAAUACAGAGGACGAUCGCAGAACAAGCGUGUGCGUUAACGCUCGUAAGAAAGCUAAUUAUGAUAACUUUCAUCGUGUCCCCAAAGACAUUAGUGUCCGAAAGUUGAAUAGCUGUUAUGUUACCUGCCACUUCUAUGACACCGGCCAUGUUAGUCUGCAAGCUAAGGUGAAGACCAGUGUGCAGAGCAGCGCUGUCUCAGAGGUAAAUUGCUAAUGAUCUACUGGAGCUCUGCAGAAGAAAAGCCCUUGAAAAUGACACAGGUAACGUGAUUUUUGGUGAGAACUUCAUAAUCACAAUUUACAGACCACUGAGAACACUUUAAGUAGUAAUAAAAAACGAUCGGAGUGGGACUUUAAGGCCUUUAUCCACAGGUUUGUGUGGAUAAAGGUAUUAAAACUAAUUGAGACGUCAGACUCUUGCCUCUGACAUGCAGUUGUGUCGUGUUGUUGUUUCCUGUCUGAGCUGCUUUUUUAGGAGUUUAUGAAAGUUUGGACUUCAUUAAUGUUGGGUGUUCCCCUGAUCGGAGUUAAAUAUGAGUUCCUAGUCCUCAGAGAGUUGAUGCUGCUGUGGCUGAUAAAGCUGCAUGUCUGCUGCAUGACUCAUGCACCGAGCGCCGUCACAGCAAAGCAAAAACAGUCACUCUGUGUUUAUAUAGUGUUUACCUGUGUGGUAUUAACACAGAUCAGAGGGAUAUGACUCUUAUUGUUUGUGUUUAUUUCUCUGUUUGACUCAGAAACCUUUCCAAACGAGGCGAGUCGUUCGGGAUCAGCAGGAUCGGCAGUAAAAUCAAAGGUGUGUUCAGGAGCACGACUAUGGAGGGAGCCAUGCUGCCGCCCCCGAGUGUCAUGAACGACCUGGAGGACGACGCUGUGAGUGUUCAUAGUUCAGAGAAUUCAGGCUGUCAGUAAACAGAUUGGUCCUCAUAUUAAUAAAUAGUGAGUGCAGGUAAAAAGUGAUCCACUCAGAGUAGUAGAUUUCCACAAGUACAUUGUUGUUGUUUUUUCCUGCAGGUGGAGGAGGCGACGGUGGUGAUGGAGGACGACUCUACAGUGGAGCCCGCCAGCGUGCCGGGCACCCUGAGGAACCUGUCGGCGUGGAGCAUCACCAUCCCCUCCAUCGAAGUCUGUGAAGACGAGGUCAAGAGGGAGAGGAUCCCGGUCUUCUGCAUCAAUGUAGAACGCAAUGACAGAAAAGAAGGUGAGCGAUCGCCGAUUUCAACUUCACCUGUAACAAACUCUGACGUCAGCGUGAUCAAUGUAUUUUUUUUCUUCUCCUCACAGUCGGACAUGAAACUGAGAAGUGGGUGGUCUUUAGGAGAUAUCUGGAGUUUUACGUGCUGGAAUCAAAACUCACUGAGUUCCAUGGUAACACCCAAGACUUUAUAGUUUUACUUCUCUAGGAUCUAGUUUACUUCUCUAAUACUUCUCCAGAGUCAUUUCUCUUAUCGGGUUUUCUUUUAAUUCCUUUGAAACUCUGUGUUUGUUUGCAGGUGCGUUUGCAGAUGCACAGCUUCCAUCGAAAAGACUCAUUGGACCAAAGAAUCACGAGUUCCUUACCUCCAAAAGGGAAGAAUUUGAGGAAUAUUUACAGGUAUGCAAAUAAAACUAGUUUGCUUGUUUUAUAUUUCUGACUUUUGUGAUUUAUUCUCAUUCUAGUUUUGCUGUCAUAGAAAAGUAACAUGUAUCGUCACUAGAGGGCAGUAUAAGAAUUAGUUAGAGGAGGGUGUGGGGGUGUCAUUCCCUGAACUGCUGUUUAUAAAGCAUUUAUGACUCAUUACACAAGUUAUGUCCCUUUGCUGUGUUUUUCCCAAACUUAACGAGUUAAUACUGUAAAAAUUCAGCAUCAAAGAUAAACUAAAUUCUUAUAUCUGGAGGUUAAACGUCAAAUAUGCAGAUGCAUUCACCUCCUGAUGUGGUUGUUUUGUUUGCAGAGGCUCCUGCAGCAUCCAGAGCUCAGUAACAGUCAGCUGCUGGCAGACUUUCUGUCUCCUUACAGCAUCGAGUCUCAGUUUUUGGACAAGAUGUUGCCUGAUGUCAACCUCGGUAUGUAAACAGUUGAGACAGCUCUCUCUGAUUCCAGUAAAAUAGUAUCAGAGUGCUCUCCUCCCUCUUUUGUUUCUCAGUCUCACAGUUUUCUUCUGGUUUCUGACCCGCUCUUUGUUUGACAGGGAAGAUUUUCAAGUCUGUACCCGGAAAGCUGAUAAAAGAGGUGAGUCAGUCCUCAGCUGAACCAUCUAGCAGGGGUGGGAUUCACUAGUGGCCCCACGAUAUGAUAUUAUCACAAUACUUGAGCCAUGAUACAACAUUAUCACGAUACUUGGGCCAUGAUACAAUAUUAUAACGAUACUUUGGCCACAAUAUGAAACUGUCACGAUACUUGGGCAAUGAUACAACAUUAUCACGAUACUUGGGCCACAAUAUGAAACUGUCACGAUACUUGGGCAAUGAUACAACAUUAUCACGAUACUUGGGCCACAAUAUGAAGUUUUCACGAUACUUGGGCAAUGAUACAACAUUAUCACGAUACUUGGGCCAUGAUACAAUAUUGCUAUGUUACUUGGGCCACGAUACAAUAUUAUUGCGAUUCUUAACAUUUUGCAAUACGGUGAGUAUUGCGAUACAAUAUACUGCGAUUUAAACAAUUUUUUCAACUGUCUAGCUAAUUUAGCAUUUGGUUUUCCUUUAUGUUUGUCUUAUUUAUGCUGUAUUUUAUCUUCUCACAUCUUACAAACCUUUUAUAUAUUUGUUGCACUAACUUUCUCCUGCUCUAUGAUGUCACCUCUGCCAACCUCACUGGACAAACAGUUGAUUUUAUUUUUCCAUUAUUAUAGAUUUGUCUUAAUAUUAGCAAUUAAUUUUAAAAAUCAAUGAGACGAUACGAUAUAUCACCAGACAAAAUAUCGUGAUACUGUGCUGUAUAGAUUUUUUUCUUCCACCCCUGCUGUCCAGAGUUUUUCCAUGUUUACAUCUCCAGACUGACAGUUUCAUCAUUUUACAGUCUCUUUGGAAGUUUGAUUCACUGCAGUUUUAUUUUCCCUGAAACAGAGAUUUACUUGCCAUUCCAAGUUUUAAAUCUGCAACCAGUCCAAAACAACUCUGUGAACACUCUGUGAUUUCCAGAAAGGGCAGAACCUGGAGCCGUUUAUCCAGUCUUUUUUUAACUCCUGCGAGUCUCCCAAACCCAAACCCAGCCGACCCGAGCUCACCAUCCUCAGCCCGACCGCGGAGAACAAUAAGAAGGUAAAACAUCCAAACACUUCCCUGCAGCUCACCCCGGAGCAGAGCGGGCUCUGUCAGUUUUCUCAGGUGGUUUUAAUCAGCUUUUCAUGAACGACAUGAAGGAAUGAUGCUGCACUGCUGUAGGGCAGAUGUUUGCAACAACCUGGAUGAUCCUCGAUAGAUGAAACAGGCUGCAAAUGCUCACACAAAAACACAGACAAAAGCCUUACAGGAUCAUAAUCAUGGAAUCAUGAUGUAAAUGGAAAAAUGAUGGAAAGUCAUGAACACUAGCAAAAGAAAGAAAAAAAUGUGUGAGAUAAACACAGAAAAGCUUUCUCACAUGCCAAAACUUUAACAAAACCUUAUAAAUCCUUUAAUAUUUCUUUGUUAUGAUUGUGAAAAUGUAACACUGAUAAAUCUUAAUCUUCACUUUGACCUGCAGCUCUUCAACAACCUCUUUAAGAACAACGCAGAUCUGACAGACAGCUCAGAGAAGAAAUACAACCAAAACUACUUCAUGGAGAAGAUCACUGUUAGCGGCAUGUAUGACUGCAUGAUGUAUGUGGGUAAGUUCUGCAGACAGAGGAGGUCUUAUUCUUACUCAUGAGCAGAGACGAUCUUUGGAAACACUCCACUGAUACAGCAGGCUGGUCAAAGAAACCAGAUCCAGAAUUCCUAUAGGUUCUUGAAAUGUCUUGGAAAGGUUAUUGAAAGUCUUUAAAAGGUUUUAUUUUUACUUGUAAGAGGUUUGACAUUUUAGGUGGGACAUGUCUGAAAACAUAAAUCUACACUUAUGAUGAAAAUUAGUUCCCCUUUUCAUGAAUUUGCAGAUUUAUGUGACGAAUGCUGCAUUUCUGGCAGUUUUUCAUGCACGCAUUUAGAAAUGAUGAUCAAAAGAGGAGAAAAAGAAAAUGAGAGCGUUCAAAUAUCAAGAGUUUGGCUUGAGAUUAAAAAAAUAGCAGGAAGUGAACAGUCUUAAGGGGCUUACAUUUUGAAUACCCCAAAGGCUUUUAAAGCUGGGCUAGAUUUGUGGGAAAUAUGGCACAACUGUGUCUGUCUUCAUUUACCUGUGUAAAAAAAAUAUUUUUCUCUUAUUGGGUCUUAAAAAUAUCUUAUCUCAUCUUAAGUUUGAUUUUAAAAAGUGUAGAAACAACUCAACAGAGUAAAUCUCUGAUGUGAUUCCCUUCAGUUUCACUCCCCGACAGGUGAUUUCUCUGUAACUGUAAAAAGAACAACAAUACAUAUUUAUCGAGAGCUUUGAGGUUCAGCGUCUGCAAAAGAAAAGCGGAAGAGAGACGAGGACAUGAAGACCACACGAUCAUGAACUGAAUUUCACAGGAAGCAGGUGGAUUUUUUUGUUUUAAUCAACCAGUUAAUCAAACUUUAUUAAUGUAACAUCUUUCAUACCCACCAAAUGUAAUUCAAAGAGCUUUACAGCAACUUAAAACCAGGGAAAGUCAAAAAUAAGGACAAAACAUGGGAUGGAUUUUAACAGGAAUGGAUUCAAAGGUAGAGACUAAUGUGUAGCAUGAGUAAUAAAAUAUAAAUGGUUUAAGUUAAAUAAAUGGUUUUAUACAGUGAAAGCGAAAAAGACAAAAGCACAAUGUCAGUUAGUGUCAGUUCAUUUUUUAUUCCCCUAAAGUUCCAAAAUAUCUUAAAUAUGGAAGAGAGACCAUCAGGACCAUCCAUUAGUGCAGUCUUUGUGUGGUAUGUAUAUUUUAAAAGUUGAGGGCAGCUUUUUUUAAAAGUUUGGCUCUUUAAACCUCCACCUUAAGAUCUGAUCACACAAACUAUAUCGAAACCAACCACAUGUUUCUGCAGAGUGAGUUCAUGUCAGUCAGAGACACACUCACUCACUUACACGAGGUCAGUGGUUCUCAAGUCCAGUCCUCGAGCCCCCCCUGUCCUGCAUGUUUUGGAUGUUUCCCUGCUCCAACACACCUGAUUCAAAUGAUCAGCUCGUUAAUAAGCCAUUACAGAGCUUGAUAACGAGCUGAUCAUUUGAAUCAGGUGUGUUGGAGCAGGGAAACAUACAAAACAUGCAGGACAGGGGGGCUCGAGGACUGGAUUGAGAACCACUGCGCUAGGACAUGUGUACCAGUUCAAAAACUCCUUAAUUCUUGUUUUGAAAAGUAUGGCACAUUUUAAAACUAGAAUUAAGGAGUUUUUGAGUACUGAAUGCACAUGUCUUCUUACUGAACGCUGAUUUAUUGUUGUGUUUUGCAUACUGUAACUGUUUUGUGUUUCUGCGUGUUUUUUUUUUUUUUUAUGUGGAACUUCUUGUGCUACUAUCCUGGCCAGGACUCCCUUGUAAAAGAGAUUCAGAAUCUCAAUGGGUUUAUUUCCUGGUUAAAUAAAGGUUACUAACUAACAUAGUAUACCAGGCUUCUCACAGCGUCUGUCUGGUCAUCUUUCAGUCUGCUCAGAAUAUUGUAGUAAGUCCACCAUGAGCUCUGUUGUUACAAUCAUGUCCUCUGCUUUCUUGUAAAACUAUGACAUUGUAUGGUGACGUAAGGCUGUGCGUAGGGCUGGGCGAUAAAACAAUAACGAUAUAUAUUUUGGGUUUUUUUUAGGUUGGACAUGAAGCAGAGUAAAGUUUCUGUAAAUUAUGUUGAGUACUUUUUCUCUCAGUCAGGGAAUACCUCAAAUCUUUUUCACCACCUGAAGCCACACAGCAGAGCACAUGUAAUGCAAAAGGUUACAAACCCCGAGCGCAGCAAUGAGCCCAUGGCGCCUGUGCAACCGAAACAGCCGACUAUUCUGUCUGCUUUCUUUUGUGCCACGCCUUAUGACAAAACGUUGAAGAGACACAAAGACCUCAUAGAUGCAGUAGCUUAUUGUCUUGCAAAAAACAUGCUACCAAUAAGCACUGUUAAAUUUCAUUUUUUUACAUUGUGAUAUAUAUCGAUAUCGACUGAUGAAAAAAAAAUAUAUCAUGUUAACCUUUCUCCCAUAUUGCCCAGCCCUAGCUGUGCAUGCAUCUUUAAUCGUACCCAGGCCUGUUUGAGUCUGGGGCAGUGAGUGCAGUCCAACUGGUGCUGGGAGGGGGAACGAUUGUACUUCCUACAAUUGUUCUCCAAUGUGUGCAUGACUGAUAUUUACUAGGAUGACAGUAAAUCUGCAUCAGUCUACCCCACAGUGUGAGGAGGAGGUCGUGAAUCACUUUGUCAGUAUGUGUCAGAGAGAGCUCACCUCCUCUUCUAUCCGUGUUUUAAAACUCCCUGUCAGCACUUUUAACAUCACCCCCUCAGAUCCAGCAGCCAGCGCGCCAAAAAAGGCGAACUUUGAAGAAGACCCUUAUUUCUCACGUUUUCUGGAUAACCGUGCAUGACUCAUCCAUCCUGCAGCUACAACAGAUGAUUCCAAUUAAUUUGACUUCAGGGCCAGACUUCCAAGGAAAAUUACAAAAGAAUUGAAACGCUGGGCUCAUAAAUCAAACUGAGCCCCAAACAAGUCUCAAUCCAACUAUUAUGGGCAGUGAGGAGCGGAGAGAGUCAAGUUUAGAGUUGGACUAGUAUUCCCAGUAUGUUCCCUGUAUGCUAGACUGCCACUCAGCCAGCUCAGGAUCUGUGAGCUAUGACAGAAACUCAAACAAUCGGAGUGGGCUCCUCUUCAUCAGUCCUUGUGUUUGAUUGACAGGUCGGGUGGUGUUCCACACGUCAGACUGGCUGCACCACAUCCUGUCUGCAGGGAGAAUCCUCUUCAAGAACACGUUUGAGGCCUAUAUGGACCAGUACAUGCAGUCCAAACUGGACCAGAUCCUGCAGGAGCAUCACUUGGUGUCCCUCAUCACUCAGCUGAGAGGUGGGACAGAGCCUCUGUGUGUGUCUGCGUGUGUGUGUGUGUGUCCUCUCAGUCAGGUUUUAGAAAUCCCACUGAAGAUUUAAGGUGCCUCUGGUUCUGGUUUGUCUCCUCAGAUGCUGUUUUCUGUGAGAGCAAAGAGGAACGGACCGCCGAGGACAAAAAGAUCAGAGCCAAGAAGACGUUUGAGGAGAUGAUGAAUUAUUUACCAGGUCAGUUCAGAGCACACAGCCCCUUUUCUGCCUUUAAAGACCCUUCAGUUCUUCCCUUUAGCGCGUCGCAUGAACACAUUCAUUGGAUCUUAAGAAGUUUAUCACAAACUCUCUGAGCUUGUAGGGUAAUCACGACCUUCACUCUUUUAAAAGAAGCAAACAGACAAAGAAAGCAGGUUGUUUUGAGGUGCACACUGAAGUAAAAAAAAAGAAAAACCAAUUCAUUAUUACCUCAGAAGUUACUCUGUGUUUGAAAAAUUCAAGUUAAAAAAAAGAAACGAAGUGACUAAAACCUGUUAAAAGUUAGUUUUUAAGCUGAUUCACCUCUUAUCAAAUAUCAUUUACGCUCCAGGCAGACAAAGGAUGCAAAAACGUCCCGAGGACACAAUGUUAGAAAAGUGUCUUCAGAGUUUGAUCAGAAACUUUGACACAUUUGUUUCUAAAACUCCAGGAUUGAGGUCGAUAUUUUACAGGAUGGUGGUUAUUAGCGCUGAAAUCGAAAGGAUAAGACAGUGCACCGUCUUUUACUUCCCCAAACUUCACCUCAGCUGGUCUGCAUGACGGGAGGUUUUCACAUGAGCUAUCAGAUCUCAUUUCUGUUGUAACAGAAGACAGUUCCUUUAAAAUUGAACGUGGGAACCUCAGGAGUUAGAGCGUCUCACUUCCUCCAAAAUGCGCUGCGCUGAUUUUUCCCAAACACGCUUUUCAAAGACCUGAAACAGACCGAACUCAAAGUGUGCGUGCAUGUGUGUUUGUUUGUGAUUUCAGACUUUGUAGUCAAGUGCAUCGGUGAGGAAGCCAAAUAUGAAGGUAUCCGCCUCCUCUUCGACGGUCUGCAGCAGCCUCUCCUCAACAAACAGGCAAGUUUGAACCACGAGAUACAUAUGAGCAGAGGAUAACCCUCAAAUGAGAGACAUUGUUUUUUUUUUUACUAUCACAGAGGAGGAGUUACUGGUUACUGUCUGAUCUCGUGUGAAAAUCAUCCCUCAUUUUGUUCUAUCAAGGAUUUUUAUUCAGUAUCACCAAACCACCAAAAACCUGUGCGAUGCAACCAGGGUGUGAAAAAGAAGGGCGGCACUGUUGGGAGUUAGGGAGGAGUGGAGGAGUAGAGGUGAUUAAUAAGUGGAAGUAUGCAGACCGAGUGAUAUCAUUGAUGUGGGUUUUAGAGGAUAGUUUGCUGUGGAGGAUGACGCCCAGACUCAGGGAGAAACUGAGGAGAUGUUGGUGUAUCUCUGUUUGAGGAAGUCACCAGGAGUUGAUUUCCUGAAGGCAGAUAGACAGGAGAGAGGGUGGGGAAGGUGAGGCAGGUUUAGUCAACAGGUAGAUCUGGGCCAUGAGAUCACAAGAACAGGAAAAAAUAAUUACAGGAGGGAGAUUUUUUAAAUUUCCAUUUCGAGAUUCAAGUCGAAAUUUCGAGAUGAAAGUCGAAAUUUUAAAAAGUCUAAAUGAGAUGCCGUAUGGUUUAAAUUUGUCUUAACCAUCCAUGUGCCGGAGCGUAUUGGGUUUUCCGCUUCGAUAAUGCCCGUGCCUCAGACGCCGAGCUUAUCUGUGCUUCAGGCCUUCAGGAUCAAUCAACUUGAUCAACUGUAGCCUUGCUGUAUAGCAUGCAGGUGUAACCAUCGAUAACCUGCAACUGUAUCAUAAUCUUCGGCACAGUCUUUUCAGAGCCUGAAUACUUAUGACCACACUGUGUUUGUGUACAAAAAGAGCAAGCAUUUCCUUGUUACUAAACCCAAUUCCAAAGUAAAGCUUUACAAACUGUUCUACAGAGGACAUGUCGUCUAGUGACGAGUGACAAUGAUGUUGAUUCAUUAUCAUUAAUCUCAAUUACGACUUGAUUCAUAAAAUUAUGCAUUGACACUAAUCUCGUAAUUUUGACUUUAAUCUCGUAAUUUUGAUUUAAUUCACGAAAUUUUGACUAUAUUCAUGUUGACUUGAAUCUGGAAAUUUCGACUUUAAUCUCUAAAUUUACAUUUUAAUCUUGAAAUUUCAACUUGAAUCUUGUUCCUGUAAUUAUUAUUUUUCUCUUCAUGUGGCCCUAAUCCUCUUUUGUAGUAUUUAGUGGAUAACUGCCGCUCAGACUGAAACUAUGUCAGAUUUAAGUUUAAUUUACUGUAAAUAAUCCCAGUUUGAAAUAAAGUUUAGUGAAUCCUUUCUAACUGAAGUCAUUUCUCCUCAGGUGACCUACGUCCUGCUCGACAUCGCCGUGCAGGAGCUUUUCCCUGAACUCACCAAGGUAAACAAGUGAGAGAAGAACACAAAGACAUGAAGCUGAGAGAGCGUAAUAAUAACAAUAUAUGAAAGCUCUCGUGAAAAAAGAAAAAAAAAAGAGGCUUAAAAAAGCUCAUAGAAGAAGAACACAUCUGCAAACCUCUAAAACUCAGACAGAUCAGAUCCCAGCAGAGAUGAUUUGCAAGUGUGAAGUUUUUGCAUAUUUAUAUUUUGUGUUUGUGCUCCAACGCGCUUUCUGCACAGCUGUCACUUCAUUAUUAUUAACCCGGACCACUUUGAGUCAGCUCCCAUGAUGCAAUGAGGGCAUCAGUAUUUGAAACAGACCCUGAUUAUGACCAGAGAGCUGCGGAGGGGUUUCAUAUUAAAGGACGAUAGAAAAAAUAAACAUGUUUUAAAGUGUAGCUUCUUAACUGCAGGAUUGAAGUUUCCUCUUUCAUGUUUUCCGUGCAUCACCUCCUCACCCCUGAGGAGCUGUGGUGUCACACCUUAUUUUAGUUUACGUGCAAAGAUACAGUAAAAAAGCCAGAGAGAAAAUACUUGAUUUAAAAAACUGGCCUUCAAAAAUGACAACAAAUUGUCAGUCUGUAAAAUGAUCUCGGCAGAAGGGUGAAGCAGAAAAUCUCUGAUGUUUUGGACUGAUGUAAGUUUAAAGCUGUCUGAUGUGACGUCUCUCCUCAGGGAGUGAAGGGAACCAUCGUGGUCUGAGUCUCUGGAUGUCCUGAACACUGAUCUGAUCCUGCAUCAGGUCUCUCGGCUGUUCCUGCAGGAUCGUCUCCACAUUCACUGUACAUUCAUGCACUAAGACAAAUAAAGAUAUUUAUUGAUGACACUACGAAA